Messenger RNA from Drosophila melanogaster (fruit fly), 960 nucleotides. RefSeq lists its product as uncharacterized. Lineage: Eukaryota; Metazoa; Arthropoda; Insecta; Diptera; Drosophilidae. Bases 254 to 901 code for a protein of 215 amino acids. The transcript is spliced from 2 exons. The record is from RefSeq and is marked reviewed.
UAGACAGUCACAUAGCCACCUUUUUUUAAAUAAAAUGUUUUCAUUUCUGUAUAUCGCUGUAUUCGCGAUGCAAAAAUAUGUGACUGCCAAAAAAUGUACUUGCAAAAAUAAUCGCUACCUAUUGAGAAAAUACAAAACUGUAAAAACGUUAAAUUGAUAAUGGGAGGUUAUCAAAUGCACCUACAGAUGUAGUAAACAAAAGUCAGCUGUUUUUGUUGCUCAUAAGAAGACACAGUACUCAGAUAGAGGAACAAUGUUUAUACUACGUUCUAGAUCCCUUACAAACCUAAAAUUCGUUAGAUCUCCAAGCAUAUCUUGCCGUUACGUACAAUAUAACCAAGGUCAAUCUCCGGAGCCAAAAAUUCGCGAAUACUUUUACUAUAUCGAUCAUGAGGGAAUGCUCUUCCUGGACGAUGCAAAGAUGAAAAACUUCACCAGCUGCUUUAAGGAGAAGGAUUUCCUCAAGUUCUUUUUCAACCGACUGCGGCUAAACAAAACGAGCAGAUAUGAAAGCGAAUUUCCAUACAUUUCCCUCUGUGGCCGCGAAAGGAAUUUUAUUAGGUGCGAUGACACACCUGUUGUGUUUACUGAACAGCUGAGGAAGGACGAUACGGAGGUGCUCAGCUAUGCACACGCGGGACAGGUCCUUACCCUGCCUUACGAACCCCACAAACUGUACAUGGAUCCGCGAAACGGAAGGGUCUAUCAUCCAGCUGCGCCACAGGUGGGCGGAAUAGGCCUAGUCCGCUCCAAACUGGCCAUCGAGCUCAGCCAGCACUUUGAGUUUCUCGCUGGCGAGGCUUCCCCCACACAUUUCCAAUGGAACGGAGAACGUUUAGAGUUGCAGAACGAGUGGGUUAACAAUACUCAGCGAUUUCCCAUGAACGAGGAUUGUAAAUAAUUGAAUAACUUUAAUCGUUUUAAAAUUGAGACAACGAUAGAAUAUAACUUACAGAAUAU